UCUUCCAGUUGGCUGAGCCUAGACUAAGAGGAGGCGUGGCUUCUCCUGGGGGCCCGCGGCUCGAUGUGCCUAUAUAUAGGGGGGCGGGUCUCAGCCUCCCGCCUUCCCCGUAGGAUCUGGACCGCUGCGGAGCUGGCUGCUGGCCUUUUAGGAGCCGCUCCGGAGCGGUCCGGAGCCGGAAGACAAUGAACGGGACGCGCAACUGGUGUACUCUGGUGGACCUGCACCCCGACGGGGAGAGCGCGGCAACUGGGAAGUCCUACACAAUGGUGUCUAGCAGAUCAGUUAGCCAUUCUCUGGCAUCAGAGCUGGUAGAGUCCAAUGAUGGGCACGAGGAAAUCAUCAAGGUUUACUUGAAGGGGAAAACUGGUGAUAAAGUGAUCCAUGAGAAGAAUAUCAAUCAGCUGAAGAGUGAGGUUCAGUACAUCCAAGAGGCUAGGAGCUGUUUGCAGAAGCUUCGGGAGGAUAUAAGCAACAAGCUUGAGAGAGACUCAAAGGACUUUCCUCAGCAACAGGAGAUUCAGGUGCUUUUGGAGGAGCCAAAUGGCUUUAGGGAGUCUUCCACUUCACUGUACAAGACUCCCUCUGAGACCCUGGUACAAGAUUAUCAAAAUGAAGACCCCAAGAGCUUGAAGGAAACCAUCCAGAGCCUGCAUGCUAAACUUCAGGAGGCUGAACAGCAGCACCAGUCAGAGAGGGCGCUUUUUGAGGCCACACUUAACCGGUACCAGAGAGAAGCUGAGAUGAGCAAUUCUGCCCUUCAGAGAGCGGAGAGCAACUUGGAGCAGAGAGAUGCGGAAAUUCUCAAGCUUCAGAGGUGCAUGUUGGGGAUGGAGAAGGAACAACAGAACUUACUGGAGAAGGUCAGCGAAGGGAAGACGGCCCUGGAAGAGCUUCGGACCCAGAGUGCUGACUGCCUUGCAGAACAGGAAAAGACUGCUCAGCUGGAGAAGGAAGUGGCUGGCCUUCGGGAGAAGAUCCAUCACCUGGACGACAUGCUGAAGAGUCAGCAGCGGAAAGUCAGGCAGAUGAUAGAGCAGCUUCAGAAUUCUAAAACCGUGAUUCAGUCAAAGGACACAACCAUCCAGGAGCUCAAAGAGAAGGUUGCCUACUUGGAGGCUGAGAAUUUAGAGAUGCAUGACCGAAUGGAGCACCUGAUAGAAAAGCAGAUCAGUCCUGGCAAUUUCAGUACCCAAACCCGAACCAAGAGUGACAGCCUGGGAAGUGUUAGGAUCUCCCGGCCUCCAAACCCUAAGCCCUUGCCUCUCAUCCGGGUGGUGGAAACCUGAACUGCAAACUGAAUAUUGCUACUUGCUACCUUUAUUGGCCUAAAGAGAAAACCCACCUCCCCUGUUGUAUCACAGACUUUUACUUCUAGACUGCUCCUUGGCUGCCCCCAGGGCCUCAUGUUUAUAUGCCUAAUUCUUGAGCUCCUUUCUUCUGUAUGCUGGGCAGACAGAGGAGGGAGGGGGCCUUCCUCUGGAGACCUGGAGCCCUUUGAAGGAAGUUAUCACAACAGAAACCCCUCUUUGCUGAGGCCAGGACAAGGGUGGAGCCAGGGGUGACACUCAUAAUACCACAGUUGUUGCUGAUCUUCGUUAAAGAGAUUUUUCCUCUGAAAGUGGGUGUUGAGCUGCCCUGGAAACCAGGGUUACACAGCAGGACUGGGAUGGGGUGCCCUGGCUCGCCUCAACCCUAACACACGGAGAAACAAACAUCCACUUGGACUGGCUAUCAUCCUGAGGGACUGAACCUCUUUCUUCCAGUGUUGCUCAGCUCCUAGCAGCACACAAUUUCCCCACUUCUCUGUCCCCCACAAACACUUAGUCCUCUUCCCAAGAUGGUGGAAUACCUACCAAGCUUGGGGGCUGUCUGGCUUCAAUGAGGAUGAGUCUUACCUUUGGUUAAGUCCAUUUUCCUGGGGAGGAGGGUGAGACAAAAAAAUCUACGGACACUGACAGCUAUGCCCUAGUCUUUGCUGCUUUUGUCUUCUACUACAAUUCCCAGAAACCCUUGGAGUGUUUUCGUUAGUUUGUUUUUCUUUUUUUUCUCCAUCAUUUAAACUCAGCCCAAGAAACACCCCAGUCUUCCUGGUCCUAGUGCCUGGAGGAAAGUUUUUCCACCAGAUUGCAUCAGUCCCAGAGAAGUAGCGGUGCCUUCUCCAAUAUUUAUUUUGCUAAGUUAUUGGUGUCUUUGGUUAUGUCUUGUGGUUGUUUUAAUACCAAAGUUCUGGAACCUACAUAUCGAGUUGCUUGAAAUUGGGAAAAGCAUUUUUGUGUGUCUUUCAUCUUUCUCCUAUGUCUGUGUUUUUCUCUCCCAUUUCCCCAUGCCUCAUUUGUAGACCAGGUAGGGAAUUGUAUGUGUGUUUAUAUACUCAGACUACAGGUGGGGGGAGUGGGCGGGAAAGGAAGUUUGUAUUGAUUGUACAGAAAAUUGAUGAGUAGAACUCUUUAGGAAAGGACUUGGUUCUUCCUUGAAUCUCCCCCCUCCCUGCUCCCCUUACCUCUCCCCAACCACUCAGAGUCCUUUGGGGUAUACUGUCUCUGAAUGAUCCCAUCUCCUCUUGGUCCCUGACUUAUAGCCUCAGGUGAUGGAGAUAAAACAUCAGAGGACUAGUAUUGUCCUGUAGAAAAAUAUUAACAGAAAGCAAAACUCUUAUUAAGUCACUUAGCUCUGCCUGGCUCAAAGGUAGUAGGCUUAAGUUUAUCUGUGUCUAUGUAGAGGAAGCCUGGGUACUAGGCCCAGCCCUGCCCAAAACUUGCUCCACCACUAUGGGCAAGUCGUUCCAUGCUCUAGUUAACUCAUCUAUAAAGUGAAGGGCCUGAACUAGCCUAUUUCCAAAGUCCCUCCUAGCUCUAAAAUGUAUUUCUGGCCUAUACUCUUUAUACGGUGAAUUGAAUAAAUUAUAUUAAUGUGC
Trichosurus vulpecula (common brushtail) is the source of this 2917-nucleotide messenger RNA. It is a transcript of the gene TUFT1, whose product is annotated as tuftelin 1. The transcript is spliced from 12 exons. The coding region runs from base 186 to 1289 and encodes 367 amino acids. Gene Ontology annotation, cellular component: I band; intracellular anatomical structure. Gene Ontology annotation, biological process: intracellular signal transduction. The record is from RefSeq and is a predicted model, not a curated record. NCBI's taxonomy places the organism in Eukaryota, Metazoa, Chordata, Mammalia, Diprotodontia, Phalangeridae.